Molecule: messenger RNA, 3137 nt
Organism: Amyelois transitella
Lineage: Eukaryota; Metazoa; Arthropoda; Insecta; Lepidoptera; Pyralidae
Gene: Adi1
Product: acireductone dioxygenase
Exons: 5
Coding region: 145-699 (184 amino acids)
Molecular function (GO): acireductone dioxygenase [iron(II)-requiring] activity
Source: RefSeq, a predicted model, not a curated record
CAGCUAAUCUAGAAAAGUACCUAAUAAAUCUUUUUCAGUUUAUUGCUUGCUGUAUUGUUUUCGUGUUUUUUCUAUCAAUAUCACUCAAUUAUUAUAUUACGGGCCAUUAACAUUUUAACAAUUUGUGCUGAAAAAGCUACUAUCAUGGUCAAGGCGUGGUAUAUGGAUAACGAGACGACCGAUCAACGUUUGGAACACCAUAGGAAUCCUCCCGAAUUUAUCACCUUGGAAGAAUUGUACAAUAAGACCGGCGUUGAAUACUUCAGCUUAAAUGUUCACACCUACACAACUGAUGGAGUUCUGGAUAAAAUAAAGAAAGAGAGAGGAUACUCUUAUGAAGACGAAAUGGUGUGCUCCAAGGAGUGCCUCGCCAACUACGAGGAGAAGAUCAAGUCUUUCUUCACUGAGCAUCUGCAUACUGAUGAAGAAAUUAGGUUUAUCCUAGACGGGUCCGGUUACUUCGACGUGCGGGACGGUUCCGACCAGUGGAUCCGUAUUGCGGUCUCCGCCGGGGACAUGAUCGUAAUCCCCAGCGGCAUCUACCACAGAUUCACUUUGGACACUAAUAACUACAUCAAAGCCAAGCGUUUCUUCAUCGGCGAACCUGUGUGGCUGCCCCACAACCGGCCGGCAGACGACAUGGAGUGCAGACAGCGGUACCUGGAGAAGCUUCAUAAGGGUUUUGUGGCAGCCCACUGACGUUUGGAGAGAUUUGAAGAAGAAGAAGAAGAAGAAAUAGACCAGACCAUCUUAUACACGGACGUUGUCUAGAUAUGUCUUAUUUUUUGUCUCUUUCUGCCAUUCGGGUUUCUAGGAAGAGAGAAGAUACAUAUAUUGGUUUAUCAGCGUUUGUGAUAAGGAAUUCACGAAACUUUAUUAGGCGUAUGUGUUGUUUUUUCUCUAUUUCUACCACUUUGGUAUCCAAAAUGAUAGAGACAGAUGAUAAGACAUAUUUUUUAUUAAAAACUUUAUUAAGCCUUAAAUACUACAUCAGGUGAACUUAAUGCUAAUAGAAUUCUCUAUCAGACAACCUUCUUUAGAAAAUAGCGAACAUACCUAUAAUAUAAUCAGCGUUAAUAUAAAAAGUCAAGCGGAUCAAGCGUCUCAAUGGGUGUUCCUCAGGGCUCAAUUUUAGGACCAUUCCUCUUCUUGGUAUAUGUCAAUGACCUGCCUUUUAUGGUGGAAAAACAGGCGGGUAUAGUGCUGUUUGCCGAUGACACUUCUUUAAUAUUUAAAUUAGAUCGCCAUAGCGAAAAUGUAAGUUCGGUUAAUAAUAUACUGUCGGCCAUAUCUAUCUGGUUCUCAACCAACAAUCUUCUUUUAAAUGCUAAUAAGACCCAAUGCAUUAAAUUUACCCUUCCAAACGUAAGGCAGGCCAAUACUGACAUAAUACUGGAAGGCCAGAAAUUAGAAUUUGUUGAAAAUACAAAGUUUUUAGGAAUUAUAAUUGAUGCAAAGCUACAGUGGGGUGCUCAUAUUUCUAAACUAUCCAAUAGACUUAGCUCUGCCGCUUAUGCUGUUAGGAGGAUCCGACAAUUGACAGAUGUAGCUACAGCUAGGCUUGUUUAUUUCAGCUAUUUUCAUAGCUUGUUAUCUUAUGGUUUACUUUUAUGGGGUAGCGCGGCUGAUAUACAAACUAUUUUUAUAAUUCAGAAAAGGGCCGUUCGCGCAAUUUACGGCUUAGGACCAAGAGACUCGUUAAGACAACUCUUUAAGAAAAUAAACAUACCUACAGUAGCGUCCCAGUACAUUUUUGAUCUUAUAAUGUAUGUUAGGAAAAAUACCUCUUUUUUUCAAAAAGUUAGUGCCACAACUGAUAGAAAUUUACGUAAUAAACAUAAAUUAGUCAUACCGUUUCAUAGGCUUAGCAAAGUCAGUAAAUCAUUUAUGGGGAACUGUAUACGAUUUUAUAAUAGGUUGCCGGAGUCUGUUCUUGAUAUGCCCUACCGAAAAUUCAAAGAGUAUGUAAAGAAAGUACUUUGUGAGAAGGCUUAUUAUAGGACUGAUGAUUACCUUAAUGAUAAAAACAUCUGGCUCGAGCUUGGCACAGGAACCUCGUAAUUAAUUGUAGUUUAAUUUGAACUUAAAUCAAAAUUUCAGUACACUCUGUACAUAAAUCUUUUUAAAAUUGGCAAUCCAUAAAAUAUAUAUAUAUAUAUAUAUAUAUAUAUAUUUCUUUUUUCAAUAUUAAAUCUCAUAAAUAUAUAAAUCUCCCGUGAACAAUGUAUUCUCCCGUCCACAUUAUAUUCUAAGUAUAAUUUAAUAUUGUGAAGUUGACGUUGUUAAAGAAAAUGCUGCAGUGCAGUUUGUUACCGCUUCUUCUGCACUGACGCCUUGGAAGCGGCAGUAAACUUAGUUUUUAAGUAAUAUAUUUGACGUCAACCAAGUUGUUAAACCAUACGACAAUUAUUAAGCGAUAUAAUAAUAUCCUAUAAUAAUGAAUAAAAAAUUUUGAAUUUUUUGAAUUUGAAUUUGAGCUCUUAGUAUGUCUUGUUAACGUUCGUGAAUAAGGGCGGGAGUAAUUUUUUAUUUCUAUAUCAACAUUUAAAUGUAAUCAUCCCUAUAUAAGGAACCGCAAAAUAUGUAUACAAACUUACUUAUGAAAGGAAAGGUUGUAUAAAUCAGACAUGUAUGGAUGUCGUAAAAGACGACUAAGUGAUAGCCUUAAACUUGGGAUUGUUUUUGUAGGCGACGGGCUAGUAACCUGUUACUAUUUUAAUCUCAAUUCCAUCAUUAGGUCAUACAGCUGAACUUGGCCUAUCAGUCUGUUCAAGAUUGUUGGCUCUGUCUACUCCGCAAGGGAUAUAGACGUGAUUUUACAUAUGUAUGUAUGUAAAAAUUGUUCUAAAUUUGUUUUAUUCACAGAUGGCAUAAUUAUUUUUUUCAUAUUUAUUUAAAUUUAUAAAAUGGACUUUCCCAUCAUAUUUUGAAUUAAUAUAAAACAUUUAUGACGUCAUAUUUGAAACUAAAGACAAGAAAGUGGCGUCCUUUUAUUAUUUUUAUAUAAUAACUAUACACACUUGGAAAAUUUAGUUUGCUCAAAAACAAAAUUAUGUGUCUUUUUAUAAAGUUGUUACAUUAUGUAGUUAUAUGUUACGAUAUUGUGAUAAGAUAAUAUAUUUAUAUGUUACAUGGAA